Cuscuta campestris is the source of this 1539-nucleotide messenger RNA. The record is from the annotation of a GenBank genome assembly. NCBI's taxonomy places the organism in Eukaryota, Viridiplantae, Streptophyta, Magnoliopsida, Solanales, Convolvulaceae.
UGACGGAUUUGAUCACGAUCCCAUUCUCAAAAGUAUGCUUAGAAUACAUGGGAUCAUAAAUUUAAUGAGGGGGUGUGGGAGAAUUUUUUAUUUGUGGCCCUCAAAAUGAGGAGACAAAAAGGUCAAGUGGAUCUAUUUGGACCAUCCAUAUUGGAUGAGAAGCUCCAAUCAAAUUCCAUUGCAUUCAUCAAUUCCUCUCCUUAUUUUCUCCUCCACCACCACUUCCACAUGAAAUGAAAGUCCUCCCUCCCCACUAGGAAAUACUCCCGCUGUGAUCGACCCUAUAUGGGGGCUAUGAAAACAUUUUCCCCGACCUCAUCAGAAGCCGUAGAAAGAGCCCGCUGCGACUGGGAUUUUCGCGUCUCCGCCGUAGUCCCUUCCAAUCCCGUCGCCGGCAAUGCUUCCGACGCUCUCGGCGUCUUAGAGUUUGACCCUUCUAACGACUUCUUGGCCACCGGCGGGAUUUCCCGGAAAAUAAGAGUUUACAAUGUUAACACUUUGCUCCCCACUCGAGAUGGAUCCCCGGAUGACGGCGCCGGAUUGCCCGACUACUAUAUCUGCACGCCGGCGAAGCUCAGCAGCCUCCGAUGGAAACCCGGGUCCAACAGUCGGGUCAUCGGGUCGGGAGACUACGACGGCGUGGUGACGGAGUACGACCUAGAGAGGCGGGUCCCGGUUUUCGAGCGCGACGAGCACGGCGGCAGACGGGUCUGGAGCGUGGACUACUCGUGUUCCAACCCGGUCAUCGGCGCAUCCGGGUCGGACGACGGGACGAUGCAGACGUGGGACCCGCGCUGCCAGAACGGGAAAUGCCUCGCGGCGGUGCAGCCCAGCAAGGCGGGGAGCCCCGUCUGCUGCGUGCAGUUCGACCCGUCGAGCCCCACCGUCGCCGCCGGCUGCGCCGACCGGAAGACCUACGCCUACGACGUCCGGAAAACGGGCGACCCGAUCUUCGUGCUGGACGGGCAUCUGAAGGCGGUGACGUACGUCAGAUUCCUCAGCGAUCGGACGGUCCUGACGUCGAGCGUAGACGGGUGCAUCAUAAAGUGGGACACAGGGGAUUGCACCCCAGUGAGGACCUACAAAGGGCACGUGAACAGCACGCGGUUCGUGGGCCUGUCCGUUUGGAACAGUGGCGGGUUGAUCAGUUGCGGGUCGGAAGACAACCGGGUCUUCGUGUAUGACACCAGGUGGGGGGAGCCCAUAUGGGUAUACGGGUGCGAGUCCACGGGUCGACCCGGGGAGGAAUACGGGUUCGUUAGCAGCGUUUGCUGGAUGCAGGGGGGAGAUGAUGGUCAAUGCACGCUUGUUGCCGGCGGUUCGGACGGAGUUUUGAGAGUGUUUGCCGGAAAACGGCCAAAGGCCGGCGGCCUCAUGCAUUAUUGACACAUGCACAAUAAUUCAUUUGAAGUAAAAAACGACAUUGAAGAGUAAAUUUUGGCUCUACAUUUUUCCAUGGGCUGCAAAAAAUUUAAGCUGAGGCUGGUUCAAAUGACAUUGAGAACCAAUGUCAUGGGAUGAUCCGGGAAUGUUCCGGUG